AUGAAGACCUUCAUCACUCCUUUGUCGCUCCUCUCCCUCAGCCUCGCUAGCCUCGGCACUGCCUCUACCGUUCCUACCAGGAGCUUGAAUAGCCGUAGCACCGAAACCUGCCACCAGUGGGGUACUAUCGAAACCGGCAGCUACAAAGUUUACAACAACCUCUGGGGCCAGAGCUACGAUGAGGCCGGCAAACAGUGCACCACUGUCAACUCCCUCAGCGGCAACACCAUCUCGUGGUCCACCUCGUGGUCCUGGUCCGGUGCUAGCAGCCAGGUCAAGAGCUUCGCCGACGUUUCUCUGGAUUUCACAGCCAAGACCCUGAGCAGCAUCAAGAGCAUCAAAUCAGUCUGGAAAUGGAGCUACUCCAACACCAAUAUCGUGGCCGAUGUCUCCUAUGACAUGUUCCUGAGCUCCAGCGCGUCCGGCUCCGAGGAGUACGAGAUCAUGGUCUGGCUCGCUGCCCUGGGCGGCGCAGGCCCCAUCUCCUCCACUGGCUCUGCCAUCGCCACCACCACCAUCAACGGCGUGACCUUCAAGCUGUACAAGGGCCUCAACGGCUCCAUGACCGUGUACAGCUUCGUCGCCGAGUCCGUCACCGAGAACUUCUCCGGUGACAUGCUCAAGUUCUUCACUUACUUGAUUCAACACGAGGGCCUGAGCUCCAGCCUCUACCUCGUCGAUGUUCAGGCCGGUACUGAGCCCUUCACUGGCACUGCCGACCUGACCGUCUCCGAGUUCUCUGUCGCAGUUGUUUAA
Molecule: messenger RNA, 756 nt
Organism: Penicillium maclennaniae
Lineage: Eukaryota; Fungi; Ascomycota; Eurotiomycetes; Eurotiales; Aspergillaceae
Gene: xgeA
Product: putative endoglucanase
Exons: 2
Coding region: 1-756 (251 amino acids)
Biological process (GO): polysaccharide catabolic process
Molecular function (GO): cellulase activity
Source: RefSeq, a predicted model, not a curated record